UUUGUAUGUUUGUGAAAAAAGUUUGGAACUUUUUGAAGUAUGGUGCAGAAAGAAGAUAUGUUUGGAGUGUUUUGGUUUUUGGUUUUGAUGAUAUUGUUGAAUGUAUCUUCUGCUACACUUUCACCUUCUGGUGUCAAUUAUGAAGUGGUGGCUCUAAUGGCUAUAAAGCAGAAUGUAAAGGAUCCACAUAAUGUUCUUUACAACUGGGAUUUGUCAUCUGUUGAUCCUUGUAGUUGGGGGAUGAUUACUUGUAACUCUGAUAGAUCUGUUUCUGCUUUAGGGCUGCCUGGUCAGAGUUUAUCUGGGACGAUAUCGCCUGCAAUUGGAAAUCUUACUAACUUGCAAUCUAUUACGCUACAGAAUAAUUCAUUUUCUGGUCCAAUCACUGGCGCAAUUGGGAGAUUAUGGAACCUACAAACACUUGAUCUUUCGGGGAAUAAGUUCAGUGGUGAGCUGCCUAGUUCUUUGGGUGAUCUCAGGAACUUGAAUCUGUUGCGGUUAAACAACAAUAGUCUAACUGGACCAGUUCCUAAAUCGUUAUCUGAAGUUCAAAGCCUCACUCUUGUAGACCUGUCGUAUAACAAUUUGAGCGGUUCUUUGCCUAAAGUAUCAGCGAGGACAUUCAAAAUUAUUGGCAACCCUUUACUAUGUGAGCGUACUUCCGAAAAUGAUUGUUCAGUCGUUUAUCCCGAGCCUCUGUCUUUUCCGCCGGAUGGUAUCACAGCAGGGGAAUCCUCAUCAGGGGGGAAAAGUCGACAUCUGGCUAUUGCCCUUGGCACAAGCUUUGGUGCUUUGUUACUACUAAUCCUGAUUGUUGCGUUGCUUAUUUGGUGGCGAUAUAGGAAGAAUCAACAAAUUUUCUUUGAUGUAAAUGAUCAAUAUGAUCCUGAGGUAUGCUUGGGCCAUUUGAGGAGGUUUACAUUUAAAGAACUACGGGCCGCCACAGACCAUUUCCAUGUGAAAAAUAUUUUAGGUAAAGGUGGAUUUGGAAUUGUUUACAAGGGGUUAUUAACAGAUGGCACUACAGUGGCCGUUAAAAGGUUGAAAGAUGACAAUAGUUUUGGGGGUGAGAUCCAGUUUCAUACAGAAGUCGAGACCAUCAGUUUGGCCGUUCAUCGUAAUCUUCUGCGCCUUUGGGGAUUCUGCUCAACUGAAAACGAGCGGAUUCUAGUCUAUCCCUAUAUGCCAAAUGGCAGCGUUGCUUCUAGAUUAAAAGAUAAUAUACAUGGUAAGCCGGUAUUGGAUUGGGGGAGAAGAAAAAAUAUUGCUUUAGGCACAGCAAGAGGUUUAUUGUAUUUACAUGAGCAGAGUGAUCCAAAGAUAAUUCAUCGUGAUGUUAAAGCUGCUAACAUUCUUUUGGAUGAAGACUUCGAGGCAGUUGUUGGUGAUUUUGGGUUAGCUAAGCUGUUGGACCACCGUGAUUCUCAUGUGACCACUGCGGUUCGUGGUACAGUAGGUCACAUUGCUCCUGAGUACUUGUCAACGGGUCAAUCAUCAGAAAAAACUGAUGUUUUUGGUUUUGGGAUAUUGCUUUUGGAGCUAAUAACGGGUCAAAAAGCCUUAGAUUUUGGAAGAACGGCUGCUAACCAGAAAGACAUAAUGCUUGAUUGGGUAAAGAAGCUACAUAAAGACGGGAAACUGAACCUGAUAGUCGACAAGGCAUUAAAGAACAGUUUUGACAGAGUCGAGUUGGAAGAAAUGGUUCAAGUAGCACUUUUGUGUACCCAAUUUAACCCUUUGUAUCGACCCAAAAUGUCUGAAGUAUUGAGAAUGUUGGAAGGAGAAGGGUUGGUGGAGCGAUGGGAGGCGUCCCAAUCAAUUGAAACACCUAGGUUUCGAGCGUUAGAAAGUUUCCCACGUAGAUAUGCAGAUUAUAUAGAAGAGUCUUCACUUGUAUUUGAAGCAAUGGAACUUUCGGGUCCACGAUGACCCAUAACACUCAUGGUUCAACACGCUUGUGGUGAUGUUUAUAGUUUGAUGAAUGCAUGUAGUUCAUAUGUAAGAAAGUUAAAAGGAAAUCUAGUAUUACAGUGGUUGCUCUGUGCUUUUGUUCAUAUAGAAAAUCAGGCUUCACUGCUCUUGUUA
Messenger RNA from Erigeron canadensis, 2085 nucleotides. Its product is annotated as protein NSP-INTERACTING KINASE 3-like. The record is from RefSeq and is a predicted model, not a curated record. The transcript is spliced from 11 exons. Gene Ontology annotation, molecular function: protein kinase activity; protein binding; ATP binding. Lineage: Eukaryota; Viridiplantae; Streptophyta; Magnoliopsida; Asterales; Asteraceae. The coding region runs from base 40 to 1929 and encodes 629 amino acids. Gene Ontology annotation, biological process: protein phosphorylation.